Messenger RNA from Anisakis simplex (herring worm), 591 nucleotides. The record is from the annotation of a GenBank genome assembly. NCBI's taxonomy places the organism in Eukaryota, Metazoa, Nematoda, Chromadorea, Rhabditida, Anisakidae.
UUGCAAUCAAAAAAUUUCCUUGCAGCAAAGCAAAAGCUUGUACCAGUUGGCGUGCAGUACAUUGUGAACAAUGUGGUGACUGAGUUACAAAAGGAUCUUUCAAGAAGAUUCUCAUGGGCCGAAACUGGAUUUUUAUGGAGAUGGAUCAACACUCAUCACGACUUUCAAAGACACAAUCUUGUCAAGCUUGUGCAACGAGGUCAACUGGAAAUCAUUGGAGGAGGAUGGGUACAAAAUGAUGAGGCUACGACACAUUACAUUGAUAUUGUCGAUCAAAUGACAUUCGGACUGAGGAAACUGAAUCAAACAUUCGGCAGAUGCGGUAUACCUCGUGUUGCUUGGCAGAUUGAUCCGUUCGGACAUAGCCGAGAGAUGGCCAAUCUUUUUGCGAUGGUCAGAGAUCUUUAAAACGAUAUUCUAACGGGUGCUUUUUACGCGGACAAUUAUGGGCCGCCACCAGGAUUUUGCUACGAUACUUUCUGUGAUGAUGAACCGAUCAUUGAUGAUCAAGUAUAUACUGAAUUGAAUAAUGUUGAUGAACGUGUGAAUGCCUUCCUGGCAUACGUCAAAAAACAGGUUGGACCGUUGUGA